Messenger RNA from Cornus florida, 2325 nucleotides. RefSeq lists its product as uncharacterized. NCBI's taxonomy places the organism in Eukaryota, Viridiplantae, Streptophyta, Magnoliopsida, Cornales, Cornaceae. Bases 1 to 2325 code for a protein of 774 amino acids. The transcript has 7 exons. The record is from RefSeq and is a predicted model, not a curated record.
AUGCUAGAACACAUUCCAAGGAAAGAAAAUCGGAUAGCUGAUGUUUUGGCAAAUUUAGCUACAACAUUGGCGUUAAUUGAUGAGGACCUGGUUGAUGUUCCUAUUGUUUUUCAAGAAAAGAUAUGCCUUGCGAGGGGAACUAUUGGUGGCGUGACUGAAUUGGCAAGAAAGGAGGACGGCCAGCUUGAGAAUAGAAAACAAGAUGGUGACCAAAGAACUGGCUCACGCAUCGGCGAUGGAUAUUCAUGGUCGUCUGACAGAGCUCCAGGGCCAGAUGGUUUUAUAGCUCGAUUCUUUCAACAUUAUUGGAUUAUUGUUGGGGAGGACUUUACUGAUGUUAUUUUACAAAUUUUCAAGCAGCCAGUUUUGGGUAGAGGUACUAAUAACACUUUCAUUACUUUGAUUCAGAAGAAAAAGGAUGCAAUUACAGUAGGGGAUUUCAGGCCUAUAUCUCUGUGUAAUACUUUUUAUAAAGUCAUUGCUAAGAUACUUGCAAACAGAUUAUCUAAGGUUCUGGGGAGGAUUGUGGGCAGUGAACAAAUUGCUUUCAUUCAGAAUAGAAGGAUCCAAGAUAAUAUAAUUGGAUUUGGUGAUCAGUGGAUUGCUUGGAUUAAAGAAUGUAUGAUGGACUUGGAGGUUAGAAAUGGGAUUGUGGUUCCUUUAGUAGCUGCUGUCAAGGCUGGAAUUCCAAUCACUCAUCAGUUUUUUGCUGAUGAUUUAUUAUUGGUUGUCAGAGCUAACAUGGCUUCAAUUUUAACUGUCAAGAGAUUGUUGAUUCAGUUUGAAAAAACCUCAGGUUUAGCUGUUAAUAAGGACAAAUCAGAGGUUUUUCUUACAAAAUCAGUGAGAAGAAGGGAUGCUAUUGUUAGAUCUUUAGGGUGUAAGGUAGGAAAACUUCCUUUCACUUACUUGGGGCUCCUUAUUUCUGAUAAAUUGCUGGGAAGAGUUGAAUACCUUAAUUUGGUUGAUAAAGUAAUUGCUGUUACCUCUAGAUGGAAUGGUCUGAAUAUAUCAAUGGCUGGGAGAGUGGAAUUGAGCAGAGCUGUGAUUAUUCCAAUGGUGCAGUAUUGGACUUCAGUUUUUUCCCUUCCUGCUGCUGUUUCAAAUUUGAUUGAGAGAAAAAUGAGGAACUUUGUUUGGGGACACCUUGAAAACAGAAAGAAGCUGCAUGGGCUCCGGUGGAAGAAUCUUACAAUGCCUAAAGAGGAAGGAGGGUAUUACAAUUCUUUACUUUCAAAAGACAGGAUUUGGGUUGCUUGGUUUCAGCACUGUUACUUGCGAACUUCAUCAUUUUGGAAUGUUGUUCCUAGGAUUAAUUCAUCUGCUAUGUGGAGAAGCUUAUUAGCUGUUCGUGAUGUUGUCAAGGAAAAUUGCAGGUAUAGAAUUGGUGAUGGUCUAAAUGUAAAAGUUUUCUUGGAUCUAUGGUGUGAAGGGAAGAUGCUAAGUGAUUUAUUUAACCAUAGGCUGUUACGGUGCCUAAGUAGGAAUAAAAAUAUCAGUAUGCAUGAGCUUAUUAUAGAGGGAGAAGGGGAUGUAUCUCAAUUGAAUAAUACUUCUCAUGAGCUAAUUCAGAUGUUCCAAAAUCAGAAAAUUCAUGGCGAAGUGGAUGAAAUUCAGUGGGUAACCACAUUUAGUUUUAAAGCUGCUUGGGAAGCUACUCGUUUCAGGUUGCAGGAAUUGAAUUGGGCUGGUUUGUGCUGGAGUGGGGGGAGACCUAGGUGGUCAGUUCAUGCAGUUUUGCAAGCUGUCCUUAACUCACCUGGUAUUGCUGAUGACAUCUUGCUGUUCUCAUUGGCAACCCCCAAUCAGUUCAAGUCCUUUACAAUGGUCUGUGUGUUUUCUCUGAGUUUUCUAGGCUUUGCAUUAAUCAUACCAAGAGUUCUUCUAUCCUUUAUGGGGUUCAUCCUGAUGACUAAACUGCUAUACUCAAUAUCGUUUCUUCGAAACUGGUACCCUCCCAGUUAUGCACGUGGGCUUAGACAUCUUCAAGAUCUCUCAGCCAGGGACUGCAAGACCAUGGUAGACAGAAUUACCAAUAGGGUUGGGAGUUGGACAGCUAGGUACCUCUCCUAUGCAGAAGACGGGCUGAGGUUGCUUGGCAAAGUGUCUGCAUGCUGGCCUAAAGUUUAUGGUGGCCUUGGUUUUCCAGACCUUGACCUUGCAAACAGGGUUGCUAACCUAAAACACAUUUGGAAUUUAUUGUUCUUCAAGCACAGCAGGUUGUGGUCCUCUUGGGUUCAAAUACCUUAUCAAGACCAAGAGCUUCUGGAGUAUAAAGCCCUCUUCUCUCAGUUAUGGGUUUUGGAGGAGACUGCUGAAGAUUAG